AUGGCUGCCAACGCUUCGGUCGCGUUUGACCUCCCUCCACUCCCCAGUUACACCCUCACAGAGCGACAACCGGUGUUUCCGCCCAUUCCCGAUAACGCUGUCGCCCUCUUUCUACCGAUCAUCGCCUACUGGGCCCUGUCUGGUAUCUAUCACUAUCUCGAUGUCAAUAACUACUUCGAACAAUACCGUCUACACACCCCGGCCGAGCUAUUGAAGAGGAACCGAGUCAGCCGCUGGGAGGUUUCGCGUAUUUUGAUCCCCCCCGAGAUGACCGGCUUGGACGAUUACAAUGUGGCGACCUGGGCUCAACGCGUGCGCAUCGCUCAGCGAGCAAUCCCGACCAUCUUGACCAUCCUCGGCCUCGACGCCCCCGGCCUGGCCAAGUCGGUUUCCCAGAACGGUCACUCCAUCUUGGCUGGUGCCUUGGCCGGUGGUUCUUAUCCUGGCAUGGUGCAGUCAAUGAUCCUGGAUAAUGGAGCCGAAGUCACUGCCCCCGCCUUUGCUGGUUGGGAAUUGGCUCUGGCCUCAUUUGUCUACUGGUACUUCGUCCCGGCUCUGCAGUUCCUCAUCGCUAUCUCCAUCGUCGAUACCUGGCAAUACUUCCUCCACCGCGCUAUGCAUCUCAACCGCUGGCUCUAUGUAACCUUCCAUUCCCGUCAUCACCGUCUGUACGUCCCUUAUGCCUUCGGCGCCUUAUACAACCACCCCGUGGAGGGCUUCCUCCUAGAUACCGCCGGUACGGGAAUUGCCUUCCUGCUCACUGGCAUGACCAACCGCCAAGCGAUGUGGUUUUUCACUUGCUCGACCAUCAAGACCGUUGACGAUCACUGCGGCUACGCUUUCCCCUGGGAUCCCCUACAGCAUUUUACCUCCAACAACGCCGCCUACCACGAUAUUCAUCACCAAAGCUGGGGUAUCAAAUCCAAUUUCUCUCAGCCCUUCUUCAUCUUCUGGGACCGGCUACUGAACACCCAAUGGAAGGGUGAGGUGAAGCUUCGCUACGAGCGGGCCCGGGACAACGCACAGAAGCAGGUGGACAUGGAGACCGCACAAGCAACCGAAGCUGCCGCCAAUGAAGUGACGACGCCCGCUAUCGAGCCCCAGCCCGUGGUGGUCUCUUCUGAGGGGCCGGCCGCACGCACUCGCUUGCGUCGCAAGACUGUCGACAGUCUCAAGGGCCCCAGCCAUGGCGUCCCCGGCAGCGUCUUGCACAACUAA
Messenger RNA from Penicillium manginii, 1218 nucleotides. RefSeq names its product sphingosine hydroxylase (gene sur2). Gene Ontology annotation, biological process: lipid biosynthetic process. Bases 1 to 1218 code for a protein of 405 amino acids. Lineage: Eukaryota; Fungi; Ascomycota; Eurotiomycetes; Eurotiales; Aspergillaceae. The record is from RefSeq and is a predicted model, not a curated record. Gene Ontology annotation, molecular function: iron ion binding; oxidoreductase activity. The transcript has 3 exons.